UCUAAAAACUUCUAACCCUAAUCCCUCCCUUCUUAAGAGCUCCACUUAUCUCUCUCUCUCUCUUAAGUAAUUAGCUUAUAUUGUUGUUAAUUUCUUAAGUAAAGAUGAACAAUUGCAUAUAUGUUUUGGGUUUUUCUCCAUUCUACUCUUUCUUGAACAAAUCAGCUCCAACUACUGCAUAUAUAAUUUCUGGUAUGUUGUUGCCGAUUUUGGGGCUUCUGAUUUUUGAAGGAAAUAGGGUAAUGUUAUUGCCGAUUUUUGGUAUGUUGUUGCCGAUUUUGGGGCUUCUGAUUUUUGAAGGAAAUAGGGUAAUGUUGUUGCCGAUUUUCGGUAUGUUGUUGCUGAUUUUCGGUAUGUUGUUGCUGAUUUUGAGGCUUUCAUAUUGGUUCUGCUGCUUUGGCUUAUUUGUUUUCUAAACAGAUGGGUUUUUAUUGUUCUUAUAUUGUAGUUUGUAUUUUUGUGGCUUGUAUUAUGUUAAUAGGGUCUCUUUCUUAAGAAUUCAUUGAUUGGUGAGAUACAUGGGUUCUUCCAAUUUGUCGUAUUCUUUAAAUUCCAACAACUUUUGUUAUGGAUGUGAACCCUAACUUUUGGUUUUAGUGUUCACAAAAUAGAUUAACUAGUCAAGCCAUAACUUUUUGUCAUGAAUUAAAGUAAACUUGUAUGUAUUAAAACUGAAAAGGAAAAAGGAAAAGAAAACUGAAAACUGAAAAAGGAAAAGGAAAAGAAAUCCAAUGCAUUAAACUUAUAUUUAUAGUUAAAACCAACACUCUCUCUCAUAUGUAUUAUUCUUCAUGAGGAUAAUAAAUAAUUUUUAUUACUUUGUUACUUUUGUAACUUUGUUGUAAUAUAUUUAUUAUUUUGUAGAGAUUCAUAUAUAAUUUCUUUCAUUAGGUUAUAGAAUCUAUCAUAAUGGACAGAAGUUGGAUUACGGAGUCAAGGUACUUUAAAUUUUAGUCUCGUCAAUUUUCAAAAAAAUAAUAAAUAAAUAAAGCUUAAUUCUCAUUUUGGUUUAGAUAUUUACGAUAAAUUCAUUUUUACUUUUGUCUUUCUUACUAUACAAAUAGGAUAAGUACUACAUACUCGAAUGGAGUUGAACAAUUUCUAGAUACAUCGUUUGAGCGAGUUGGGCAGAGUGAACGCAUAUAUUGUCCUUGUAACAAUUGUGGGAAUUGUAUCAAGAAAACACGACAAGAAGUUUUGGAUGACUUGAUGUGGAAUGGGUUUAUCCAAACAUACACAACUUGGAUUUAUCAUGGAGAACAAUUACCUUCGUCUUCUAGGCAUGAUGAUGGGCACACCUUAUACGAGCCCAUCGACUCCAAUGUAAAUAAUGAUGACAUGCAUGAACUCUUAUAUGAGGGUUUUGGAAUUCAAAAUGAAAUGGGUGAACAAGCUGAUAGGGAAAAUGAGUAUCAUCAGGGCCCUAAUGAAGAGGCAGAUAAGUUUUACAAGCUUCUAGAUGAUGGAAAAACAGAUAUAUAUCUUGGGUGUAAAAACUUUACGAAGUUGUCUUUUACAGUGAAACUAUAUUUGUUGAAAACUUUGCAUCAUUGGACUGAUAAAUCAUUUAGUAAGUUGCUAAUGUUUUUGAAAGAUGUACUACCAGAAGGUGAGACACUGCCAAAAUCUUUUUACGAGACAAAAAAGAUAAUUAGUAACUUAGGUCUCAAGUAUGAUAAGAUUGAUGCAUGUCCCUUUGAUUGUAUGUUGUACUGGAAGGAGCACGCUAAUGAUGAAACAUGUCAUAAAUGUGGCAAGUCUAGGUGGAAGGAUUUUGACACUCAUUCCGAGGGCAGUACAAGUACAUCACCCCCAUCAAAAAAGACAAAAAUUCCAGCUAAAGUUAUAAGGUAUUUCCCUCUUAAGUCAAGACUUCAACGAUUGUUCAUGUCAAAUAAGAAAGCUUCAGAUAUGCGAUGGCAUGAGGAAGAACGCAUAAAAGAUGGAAAAUUAAGACAUCCUGCUGACUCUCUAGUGUGGGAUCAUUUUGACAAAAAGUAUCCAGAGUUUGCUAGGGAUUCUAGAAAUGUUAGACUUGGCCUAGCAUCAGACUGUUUCAACCCAUUUAGGACUAUGAGUAUUGCACAUAGUACAUGGCCUGUUGUUCUUGCUGUAUACAACUUGCCAGGGUGGAUGUGCAUGAAACAACCUUUUUUCAUACUGUCCACCUUAAUCCCUGGUCCUAAGGGUCCUGGAAAUGAUAUUGAUGUAUAUUUGCAGCCUUUGAUAGAAGAAUUAAAGGAAUUGUGGGUUGAAGGCGUGGAUACCUAUGAUACGUCGAGAAAAGGGAUGUUUCGCAUGCAUGCAGCGUUAUUGUGGACUAUAAGUGACUUUCCUGCUUUUGCAAACUUAUCUGGUUGGAGUACAAAGGGGUAUUUGGCUUAUCCAGUUUGUCUUAAAGAAACUUGUUCUUGUAGGUUAAAGCAUAGCAAAAAAAUUUGUUAUACAGGCCAUAGGCAUUUUGCUGAGCAAUAUCAUAGAUUCAGACGCAAUAAAGCAUCUUUUGAUGGAACAGAAGAGACUAGGUGUGCACCACCUAUGUUAUCUGGAACAGAAGUGCUACAUGAACUAGAGGGCAUUAGCUUUCCAGCAUUUGGGAAAGGGGAUGAUGGCAAGGGGAAUGCUGCACAAGUGGAUGAAAUGGAUGAAAAUCCAAUGUUCAAUUGGAGGAAGAAGAGUAUAUUUUUUGAAUUGCCUUAUUGGGAGCACCUUCUUAUUCGUCAUAAUCUUGAUGUGAUGCAUAUUGAGAAGAAUAUAUGCGACAAUGUACUUUAUACUUUGAUGAAUGAACCGGGUAGAGGAAAUGAUGGUUUAAAAUCAAGACUCGACUUACAGGAAAUGCAAAUAAAGCACUCACUUCACCCCCAGGAACGUGGUGCAAACAAAUAUUAUUUGCCUUCAGCAAGUUACACAUUUUCUCCACUUGAAAAGAAAAUCUUUUGUCAGGCGUUGAAAAAAGUUAAAGUUCCAGAUGGAUAUGCAGCUAACAUAUCACGUUGUGUGAAAUUGAAAGAGCGUAAAAUUAGCGGUUUAAAGAGCCAUGAUUCCCACAUCCUAAUGCAACAACUAUUACCAGUAUCCAUUCGCAAGCUAUUGCCAAAGAAUGUAUGCUUUACACUUGUUGAGUUGAGUAACUUUUAUAAGGAAUUCUGUUCAAAAACUCUCAUACCGGCUGAGUUGGACAAUUUGCAAAAUAAGAUUGCUUUAACACUUUGUAAAUUGGAAAUGAUAUUCCUACCAUCUUUUUUUGAUGUGAUGGUCCACUUAUCAAUUCACUUAGCUCAGGAAGCAAAGAUCGCAAUACCAGUGCAAUAUCGUUGGAUGUGUCCAUUUGAGAGGUUUACCUUUUUUGCACUAUUUUCGUAGGCUUUUUUCCCCACUAAAUAUUGCAAAUACUUCUCAUUUUUUUGUUAUAUCCUAUCAGGUAUCUUUUAACCUUAAAAAAUUAUGUGCGCAAUAGAAGUCGCCCAGAGGGUUCAAUUGCAGAAGGGUAUUUAGUUGAGGAAUGCUUAAAUUUUUGUUCAAGAUACCUAGCAAACAUGGAGACAAGGUUCAAUAGGCCCUCAAGGAAUGAUGACAACCUUGAUGAUGGAGAAGAGAUGUCUACUUUUGGCCCUAGAGGUCGUGCCUUAGGAAAACAGGAGAUGAUUGUUUUAGAUGAUGAUUGUCAAACACAAGUUCAUCGGUAUGUGUUAUUUAACUACGACGGAGCUACACAAUUCAUUGAGUAAGUGAAAAGUUUACAAUAUUUGACCUAGUUGUUAUUAUUAUUAUUAUUCAUUUGUUGUUAACAAUAUAACAUAUAGAGUAUGAUAUUUUUUCAUUACAGAAAGCAUAAGAAAUUGCUUAAAAGAAGGCAAUAGAAUUUAAAGCCACGACAAAUACAAUCAAUGUCUCAUCUAUCAUUUCAUAAGUGGUUUAAUGAAUGUGUAAGUCUCUACACAUAGAACAGUUAAUUAAAUUUUAUAUUAUAUAUGCUAUUUACUUUAUUGUAAAACUUACAUCUUUGAAAAUAUAGCUGUGGAAUACGGAGGAUCCUAUCCCUAAUGAGAUUCGAUGGCUAGCUCGGGGUCCUAAUGUCGUUUCCAAACGAUUUAAGUUAUUCAUGAUUAAUGGGUUUAAGUUUAAUGUUAGAGAUCGUGAUAAUCAGAGGAAGACCCAAAAUAGUGGUGUUGUUUUAAAAGCACACACAUCAAGUUAUGCAAGAGCUAGUGAUCAAAAUCCUAUUGCAGGAAAUGUUCAUUACUUCGGAUUAUUGACUGAUAUCAUUGAGUUGGACUACAUUGAAGAAAGGAAGGUUGUAUUGUUCAAGUGUGAUUGGUUUGAUGUACUCUCUAAGGGUAGAGGGAUAAAGGAGGAUGAUUUUGGGUUUACACUCAUUAAUUUUUCACGUGUAAUGCGAAUUGAUGAACCAUUCAUUCUAGCAUCUCAGGCUGAGCAAGUGUUUUAUGUUCAAGACCCGGUUGAUACAGAUUGGCAUGUUGUUAUAGGGACAAAACCUCGUGAUUUAUAUGAUAUUCCUGAAGAUGAUACUGAGACCUAUGGAUUUGAGCAACCAUUUAGUUCUCUACACCCGGAUACAACUGAUGAUCACAUUCAUUGGGAUAGAGGUGAUGUGCCUGGAACAAUGGUUGAUAAAUCUUCAUCAGCAAACACGGAAAAAGAAGAUAUUCCGGAUGAAUAACAUACUUAGAGUGAUGAUAAUUUUUUCUUAAAUGUUGCAAAUAAUGUUGCAUUUUCUUAUUUUCAUCUUUUUUUUUGGCUUCGUGCGUAUGGAAUAUUAUGAUUUUUUUUCCAUCUCUCCCUCCCUUACUCAUUUUCUUAUAACUUGGUAAGUAAAAAGAGUAUACAUAAUAUUAGUUAUUUAUUAUUUUUUUUUUAACAUAUUUCAAAUUGAUAUUGUCCUAAAACAAAUAAAACUGUGGUACUAUCAUACUUAAGUAAAUUUAUACUUCCUUCUUGCAUAUUGUAAUUGUUCUCAAGUGUGUUACUUUUCCAAAUUUUGAUGUUUUUGAAGACCUAAUAUAUUCAGCCUACAUUUCAUCUUAACUACCAGCUUGAAUAAACAUGGCAACAAAGGUUUGUUAGCUUUAUCCAGGAACAUAAUGAAACGUAGGGCAACAAUAAACUUGGAAUUAGAAUUGCAUGGAGGACUUUCUCAGGGUUCAAAUUCGCAGUCCCAUACUUCCCAUGGUUCACAAGAAGAGGACGUGGGGACUACUGAAAGCAAUGAGUUAAGACCACCGAAGAAGACUCAAGGCUCCACACGCUGCGCAAAUGUGGUACAACAUGACACCAAAAAGAAUGGCCUGAUACCAUUAAGUGUGAAUGAGCAUGGACAGCCUAAUGGAGCCGAUGAAAAAAAUUUCGCUAAUUAUUUGGGCACAAUUGCCCGUAAUGGUCUUGCAGCUCCCUUGAACUAUAAAAAUUGGAAGAAAGUCCCUGAAAUAGUUAAAGAGGACAUGUGGACGAUGGUCCGGGGCAAGUUUGUAGUAGAAGAAAUCUCAAAAGAUUGGACAUUAUCAUCCUUUGGUCAUAAAUGAAGAGAUUGGAAGAGUGAAAUUAAAAGUAACUAUUAUAAAAUUUGGCGUACAGAUGAACAACGAUAUGCAAACCCACCACCAAGUGUUGAGGAGGACCAAUGGGAUUAUCUCAUUAGAUAUUGGCGUACAGAGGCAGCACAG
This is a messenger RNA of Cornus florida, 5684 nucleotides long. RefSeq lists its product as uncharacterized. The transcript is spliced from 3 exons. NCBI's taxonomy places the organism in Eukaryota, Viridiplantae, Streptophyta, Magnoliopsida, Cornales, Cornaceae. The coding region runs from base 1210 to 3366 and encodes 718 amino acids. The record is from RefSeq and is a predicted model, not a curated record.